AUGUCUAAUAUAGGGUUUAAGAUUCGUCAAGCUGCUCCAACUGUUGAUCCUAUAGUUGCCGACUACGCAGUGGGAUACGUAAAUCAUUUGUCCAGUGCCACCUAUGAUGCAGUUCAGAGUAAGCAACUCGAACUUCCUCAAGAAGUGUCGUUUGUCGAGAGUCUUCUUGUCAACGCAGGUGGGAAUGAGGACAAAAUUGAGGAGCUAGCCAAGGAUAUAUUGACGCAACUUUCUUUACAAUUGAAAGAGAAUCAGUCAAAGUUAGAAUUGACUGGGGACACUAGCAAGAGACUUUUGGACGUGAACAUCCUUCAAAAUCAUAAUAAGAAGGCGAAUAUCAACGCGUCCCUGGCAAUGUUGGGUGUUACAAAUGAUAUUGAGCAUACAGGCCGUAAAAUGGAGACCAGGGUUGAUUUGAGAAAAUUGGAGAAAGCUGAAAAGAAGAUUGCCAAAAAGGUUGCCAAGAGAAAUAACAAAUUCGUGAAAUAUGAAGCGUCUCGUCUGAUUAAUGAGCAAAAGGAAGAAGAUUACGAUUCAUUCUUCUUAGAGAUCAAUCCAAUCGAAUUCGGUUCUGGUGCAGGCAAGUCCAAGGAUAUCAAAAUUGAUACUUUCGAUUUAUACGUAGGCGAUGGUCAAAGAAUUUUGUCUGAUGCCCAGUUGACCCUAAGUUUUGGUCGUCGCUACGGUUUGGUAGGACAAAACGGUAUCGGUAAAUCUACUUUAUUGAGGGCCCUAUCUCGUAGAGAAUUAAAUGUCCCCAAGCAUAUAUCUAUUCUACAUGUUGAGCAAGAAUUACGAGGUGACGAAACCAAAGCUCUUCAAAGUGUUUUAGAUGCAGAUGUGUGGAGGAAACAAUUGUUGACUGAGGAAACGAAAAUCAAUGAAAGAUUACAAGAAAUUGAAAAACUCAGAACGGAAUUCGAAGAGGAAAGUCUGGAGGUAAAGAAAUUAGAUAACGAACGAGAAGAUCUUGAAAACCAUUUACAACAAAUUUCAGAAAAAUUGGUUGACAUGGAAUCUGACAAGGCAGAGGCCAGAGCGGCAUCAAUUCUUUAUGGUCUUGGUUUCAGUACCGAAGCUCAGCAACAGCCCACGAACUCUUUUUCUGGUGGUUGGAGAAUGAGACUUUCAUUAGCAAGAGCCUUAUUCUGUCAACCUGACUUACUACUUCUCGAUGAACCUUCCAAUAUGUUAGAUGUGCCCUCUAUCGCAUAUCUGUCAGAAUACUUGAAAACUUAUCCGUCAACUGUUCUGGUGGUUUCGCACGACAGAGCCUUCCUGAAUGAGGUAGCGACAGAUAUUAUAUAUCAGCAUAAUGAGAGGCUGGAUUAUUACAGAGGGCAGGAUUUUGACAGUUUCUAUGCCACCAAAGAGGAGAGACGCAAAAAUGCUCAAAGAGAAUAUGAGAAUCAACUUGCAUAUCGUAAGCAUUUGCAGGAAUUUAUCGAUAAAUAUAGAUACAAUGCUGCCAAGUCGCAAGAAGCCCAAUCUAGAAUUAAGAAGCUUGAAAAACUGCCUGUUCUGGAACCACCUGAAGAGGAAAAGAGCAUCAAUUUCAAAUUCCCUGACUGUGAUAAGCUAUCUCCUCCGAUCAUUCAGCUUCAAGAUGUCUCAUUCGGCUAUGAUCCUUCCAAUCUUCUAUUGAAGGACGUAAAUCUGGAUGUUCAAAUGGACUCCAGAAUUGCUUUGGUUGGUGCCAAUGGUUGUGGUAAAACAACUCUCCUUAAGGUGUUGAUGGAACAACUGCGACCUACCAAGGGUUUUGUAUCAAGGAAUCCUAGACUAAGGAUUGGCUAUUUCACACAGCAUCACGUCGAUUCCAUGGAUUUGAACACAUCUGCAGUUGAUUGGAUGUCAAAUACUUUCCCAGGAAAAACUGAUGAAGAAUAUCGUCGCCAUCUUGGUGCUUUCGGUAUUACUGGGUCUUUGGGUUUGCAAAAGAUGCAGCUACUUUCCGGUGGUCAAAAAUCUAGGGUUGCUUUUGCUGCAUUAUGUUUGAAUAAUCCUCACAUCUUGGUAUUAGAUGAACCUUCCAAUCACUUGGAUACUGCAGGUUUGGACGCACUAGUCGACGCCUUGAAGAAUUUCACUGGUGGUGUUUUGAUGGUGUCGCAUGACAUUUCAAUCAUCGAUAGCGUAUGCAACGAGAUUUGGGUUUCAGAGAGCGGUACUGUGAAAAAAUUCGAUGGUAACAUCUAUGACUACAAGAAUUAUAUUAUAGCUUCUGCUGAUCAAGCUGGUGUAGUGAAAAGACACUAA
This is a messenger RNA of Lachancea fermentati, 2259 nucleotides long. Lineage: Eukaryota; Fungi; Ascomycota; Saccharomycetes; Saccharomycetales; Saccharomycetaceae. The record is from the annotation of a GenBank genome assembly.